Messenger RNA from Psammomys obesus (fat sand rat), 2565 nucleotides. Its product is annotated as cationic amino acid transporter 3-like. Gene Ontology annotation, molecular function: amino acid transmembrane transporter activity. Gene Ontology annotation, biological process: amino acid transport; transmembrane transport. Gene Ontology annotation, cellular component: plasma membrane. NCBI's taxonomy places the organism in Eukaryota, Metazoa, Chordata, Mammalia, Rodentia, Muridae. The coding region runs from base 1 to 1869 and encodes 622 amino acids. The transcript has 11 exons. The record is from RefSeq and is a predicted model, not a curated record.
AUGUUAUGUCAGAAUGUCCAUCGGUUUUGUCAGAAGUUGGUACGCCGGCGGCCCCUCGGAGCAAGUGAACAGUCUGAGUCUCCCUUGUCUCGAUGUCUGACCACUUUAGACCUGGUGUUCUUGGGUGUGGGCAGUACCCUGGGAGCAGGUGUGUACGUCCUGGCUGGGGAGGUGGCCAGAGAGAAAGCCGGACCAGCCAUCAUCAUCUGCUUCUUAGUUGCUGCUCUGGCUUCAGUGCUGUCUGGACUCUGUUAUGCGGAGUUUGGAGCCAGGGUACCGUGUUCGGGUUCCGCGUACCUCUACAGCUAUGUCACAGUGGGCCAGCUGGUGGCCUUUAUCACUGGCUGGAACCUCAUACUUUCCUAUGUCAUUGGCGCAGCCAGCGUGGCCCGGGCUUGGAGCGCAGCUUUUGAUGGCCUCAUUGGGAGCCACAUCUCCCACGCCCUGCAGACGACCUUCCCUAUGCACCUCCCCACCGUUUUGGCCAAGUAUCCAGACUUCUUUGCGCUUGGUCUGGUGAUGGUCCUCACUGGAGUCCUGGCCCUGGGAGUUCGAGAGUCAGCCAUGCUCAGCAAAGUUUUCACAGGAGUGAAUCUUUUGGUGCUGUGCUUUGUCACCAUCUCUGGCUUCAUUAAUGGCAAGCUACACAACUGGCAGCUCACAGAGGAAGACUACAACCUGGCCAUGUCAGAGGUUAACAGCACUGACAGUUUGGGACCUCUGGGCUCUGGAGGAUUUGUGCCUUUCGGCUUGAAUGGAAUUCUCCGCGGUGCAGCAACAUGCUUCUUCGCCUUCAUUGGGUUCGACUGUAUUGCAACUACAGGGGAAGAGGCCCGCAAUCCCCAGCGCUCCAUCCCAUUGGGCAUCGUGAUCUCACUCUUUAUUUGCUUUCUGGUGUAUUUUGGUGUUUCCUCGGGACUCACCCUCAUGGUGCCCUACUACCAGAUUCACACUGAGAGCCCCUUGCCCAAGGCAUUUACCCAUGUUGGAUGGGGCCCUGCCCGAUAUGCAGUGGCCGUGGGAACCUUAUGUGCCCUUACAUCUAGCCUCCUUGGUGCCAUUUUCCCUGUGCCUCGGGUGGUCUAUGCCAUGGCAGAGGAUGGACUCCUGUUCCGGAUACUUGCCAGUGUUCAUCCUCGAACACACACCCCUGUCUUAGCCACCGUCAUUUGUGGAAUCAUCGCAGCAUUCAUGACUUUCCUCGUUGAGCUCAGCGAUCUGGUGGACCUCUCAUCCAUAGGGACCCUGCUCGCCUACUCCUUGGUGGCCUUCUCUGUUCUGGUCCUCAGGUACCAACCAGACCAGAACGCAAGCUCUUGUAAGAAGGAGAAAUCUGAGAGUGGAACUGUUGAGAUGGAGCCUGUUUCUCCAGAAGGAACUCCAGGGAUUGUGAGGAGCCUCUGUGUCCCCACAGACACCAACCCAACUCUGAGAUCUGGCCACAUUGUCUAUGGAUGUGCCUCCCUGCUUGUCCUCCUCUUGAUGCUCCUGUGCCUGAUCCUGGCCCAGUGGUCUGGGCAGCUAAUUUCUGGAGACCCGGUUUUGAUAGCUGUGACUACUUUACUGUUGCUUCUCAUUGUUGGGGUGUUGAUUGUCAUCUGGAUACAGCCUCAGAAUGCCACUCCUCUCCACUUCAAGGUUCCAGCACUUCCUGUUCUUCCUAUGCUGAGUAUCUUUGUGAAUGUCUACCUGAUGAUGCAAAUGACUGCUGGGACCUGGAUUCGCUUUGGAAUCUGGAUGGUGAUUGGAUUUACUAUCUACUUUGGAUAUGGAAUCCGACACAGCUUCAAAGAGAAGAAUGACCAACAGUCAGCAGCCUCAAGCUCCCAGACUAUCCAUGAAUAUACUCCCAGUGUUGAAUUAGCUUAACUGCAGAAAACUGAUGCUUCCAGGAUGCCAUGUGUGUCUGUUUUUCUUUCAUUCUUUCUUUCCCUUUCUUUUUUUUUUUUUUCUGUGUGUGUGUGCUGGUGUUGGGAAUGGCAAGGAGGCAGUACUGGGGAUUGAACUUGUGCAUCUGAGGCAAAUGCUCCAUCACUGAACAAUUCCAUGUCGUGUAGGUGACUUUGGGCGGCUCAAAGAAAAGUUUGAACACUUGUGAGCUGUGCAUGGGACUUAUAAAGUAUUGUUUAUAAAUCAUUCUUAUCUUUGAGCAAAUUCCUUAACUUUUUUUUAGUUUUGUGCUGAACUAGGACCUCUGGUUUUGCAUAUGCUAGGCAGGUGCUCUAUCAUGGAGCCACAUCCCUAGUGCCUGUAGUUAUUUAACGGACAGUAACAAUUGUGUAUCUGUGAACAACGUGUUACUUAUGUAUCAUAGAACGGCUACGUCAAACUGAUUAUUACACCUAUUUCUUUGGACAGGGUCUGUCUUGUAUGGCCCAGGUCAGACUUGAACUUGAAAUCUUCUGAACGUUACUUAUUAUUUAUGAUGCGUGUGUCUGUGGGCACACAUGUACCACAGUGUGUGUGGAGGUCAAAGCAGUUAGUCUUAGCAUUUUUCAGAUAUACAGUAUAUUGUUCAUUUGUGGAGGAUGUAUAUUAUGUUAAAUGAAAUAAACUAGGUAUAAA